AUGAUCUUGCCUCAUCGGCGCGAUCUAGCCAAGUGGCGAUGGCAACAUCCCACCUUUCCAUUUGGUUCCAUCGGCAUCAGCAGGGGGUCUUUUUUCUCAAAAAGUCGACGUCGUAGUUCCCGACCCUCCCCAGCUAGGAUACGAUCCCAAAUGAUCGAAGUGCCUUCUGACUCUCGUCGUACUGCCCAACGCCACUAUGACCCCUCUGAUUCGGAAUCAUCAGUCUAUCAACCUCCUAGUAGUAGUAAACGCAAGCGUGACGAUCCUCCAACGGAAGAUGAACACUCAGAUCACUCACAAUCUCUACAGCCUCGCCACAAGGCCAAGAACCCAACAAAAUCAUCGUCCCAGACUCGUUCAAAGCGUUGUCGACAAGUUCAAUCUGAUCUCUCUCAACAAGCGCAAGGAAGUGACAACAUUGCAAGUAGUCAGGCUGUUCCUCUCCAGGUCGACUUGAUCCAAGAUUCUGACGGUGAGAAUGCGAAGGUUGCAAAGAAACCUAAGAAAGAGCAUACCUUUGAUAACAUCCGUGAUUAUUUUAAUGAGAUGACCACGGUUAUCAACUUUAAUUCAUCUUUCUAA
This is a messenger RNA of Melampsora larici-populina 98AG31, 582 nucleotides long. RefSeq lists its product as uncharacterized. The record is from RefSeq and is a predicted model, not a curated record. The coding region runs from base 1 to 582 and encodes 193 amino acids. NCBI's taxonomy places the organism in Eukaryota, Fungi, Basidiomycota, Pucciniomycetes, Pucciniales, Melampsoraceae. The transcript has 4 exons.